Molecule: messenger RNA, 1348 nt
Organism: Phalaenopsis equestris
Lineage: Eukaryota; Viridiplantae; Streptophyta; Magnoliopsida; Asparagales; Orchidaceae
Source: RefSeq, a predicted model, not a curated record
AAAAAAAAAAGGUUUUCCCUGAUAUCAUUGCUAUGGACUCUCGGCCAUGGAAAACUGAGACACGGACGAAGAACUUCUCCCAAAAUGGCAUUUUUUCAUCUAAAUCUAUCCCCGACUGCUCCCCUACCACUUCCCAGACCCUCACAAAGUUACCUACGCAAGCCCCCAAUACACCUCAACUCCACUAUCCUCUCCCGCUCUUCUCCUCUCACAAAGCUCGAGCCUCCUCCCCUCCUUGAACCUCCCCACGACAAGUCCCCGGCGUCAAAAGACCAGCAUGCCACGCCGCCGCUGCGGCCGAGGCUGCGGCCACCAUCCCACGGCCGGAAGAACGAUUUCUACCUCAACGUUGGCGUCGCCGUCCGCACCCUCCGCGAUGAUCUCCCUUCCCUCUUCUCCAAAGACCUCAAUUACGACAUCUACAGAGAAGAUAUCACUUUCAUCGACCCUCUGAGUACGUUUCAAGGGAUGGGUAACUAUCGGCUCAUCUUCUGGGCGCUGAGAUUCCAUGGACGGAUUCUAUUUAGAGAAAUUAGGGUGGAGGUGUUCCGGGUUUGGCAGCCUUCAGAAAAUUCGAUUUGGAUUCGAUGGGAGAUGCAGGGGGUUCCACGAGUGCCAUGGGAGGCUAAGGGACGGUUCCAGGGGACUUCAAGAUACAAGGUUGAUCGGAACGGGAAGAUUUAUGAGCACAAGGUGGACAAUUUAGCAUUCAAUUUCCCGCAGACGGUGGCGAGACCGGCAAGUGUGUUAGAUUUUGUAGCUGCAGCUUUUCCUCCGAGUCCCAAUUUAACGUUCUGGGGAGAUCCGUAUAAGGAACUGGCUUCGUCUUCAUGGCUUGAGCUGUACAGGGCAGUGAGAGGGACUCUGGUUCAGAUAGACCAGGAUGUGGAUCGUGCGGGGCUUGAUAGCUUGGUCGGCUGUUUGUAGGUUGGUUUGGAACUCCGAGGAAUGGGGGAGAGUGGUUGCAGUGAGCAUCAAGGGGAACUGGUGCUGUAAGUUUUACUAAGGUUUUAAGAGUAAGGUGUCAAAAUAGUCCCUGAUUAUUUUCAUGGGGCCCUUUUAGCCUUAGUGUUUAUAGAAGUGUCAAAAUAGUCCCGAGUAUUUUAAAAUUGAGCUCCAUUUGUCCUUCAAGGGGACUGUUUCAGUCCCAAUUUAAAGAGUAUGGAGAUACUUUGACACUUUUAGAAACUCUAAGGCUAAAAUGACCCUACGUAAAUACUCAGUGACUAUUUUGGCACUUUACUAAAGGCAUAGUUACUUCUCUAUAUGUUCUUUCCAUAGAUGUGUUAUAUAGAUUAGCUAUGAUUCUUGUAGCUACUGAUUUGUUUUAAUGAAUUACAAAGCAAGC